This is a messenger RNA of Sphenostylis stenocarpa, 2151 nucleotides long. Lineage: Eukaryota; Viridiplantae; Streptophyta; Magnoliopsida; Fabales; Fabaceae. The record is from the annotation of a GenBank genome assembly.
AUGAGAACCAUGUCAAAAGUUAUAUGCUUCACUUUGAUAGUUUUUUUAGUGGCACUACAUGUUGAGUGCCGUUCUCUUCGCCAUAGUGUUUCUGAUGGGCUUGAUGCUGUUCAACCCCAUGAGUCUUAUGUGCAACUUAUAGAUGAAAAGGUUGAAUCUUCUUCUGAUGGUUCUUACUGUAAGCAAAUGUACGGGUUCUUGCCUUGUUCCAAUAACAUACUUGGCCAUCUUUUCCUCAUUUUGGUUUAUGAGUACUUGUUGUUCCAUGGAGAGUCAUACUUGGCUCUUGGGGGCGAGCAAAUCUUCAAGAUUCUUGGCCCUGGUGUUUUUGGCGCUAGUGCCUUUGAUAUUCUGGGUGCUCUUCCUGAGUCCUUAAUUCUUGUUGUUACUGGACUUUCAAGUGACAAGGAGAGUGCGCAAGAAUAUGCUUCCACUGGUGUGGGUUUGUUGGCUGGAUCGUCCAUCUUACUUCUAACAGUAGUGUGGGGAACAUGUGUUAUCAUUGGCAAUCAGAAGUUGAUAAAUGACUCUAACUCUGGAGGCUUCCAUUCAUCAAGUGGAGGAAUAAAAAAAUCACUAACUGCUCAUUCCCUUCAUUUACAGUCUUCUUUUGAUGAAUUUAUAGGUUAUGGUAUCACUAUGGAUGCAGAUACUAGAGAGAUGGCAAUAAUCAUGGUUUGCUCAGUUAUACCACUCAUCAUAAUGCAGAUUCCCCAUUUGUUCCACUUCUCUUCUACAUCACGCAAUGUGACCCUGAUGGUUGCUCUUACAGUAGCUGUUACUUUUCUUAUCUCAUACUUCAUUUACCAGGUCUUUAAACCUCAAAUAGAAAAAACUAGACUGGAGUAUAUUAAGCAUGAUGACUUAAUAUUAAGAAUUUUUCAACGUGUUGAGAAACAAACUCUGCAAAAGAUCCUGGCCGAGGAUGGAACUCCCAAUGUGGCUGCAAUAAGUGGGUUGUAUCAUGAAAUUAGUCAGCACGGGAGCAAGGACUUGUUGGCCUCCGAAGUGAAAGAGCUAUUGUUUGGGAACAAAUUAACUGACACAGAUAUCAAAGAGGAACAGAUAGCAGACUUGUUAAAAGUUUUUGACCGAAAUGGUGACCAAAUUAUAACCAAGGAAGAGUUUGUCACUGGUUUAACAGAAUACAUUAACCAAACAAAGCAUGCCUUGGAUAGACAAUACCUUCCAAAAGAAUCUCUGAACAAAAUGUAUCAGACUUUUAUCAAGCCAUGGAUUGAACACGUGAGAAAGGAACGUGAAUUGAAGGGACAUCUUAUAUCCGAAGUCCUAAAGCAUGCUCAGAAUGAUAUGGUUGGCAAGCUGCGAAAAGAUGAUGGCACACCUGACAAAACUGCAAUCAGAAGGUUGUUUGAGGAAAUUGAUGUUAAUGGGGAUAGCCACAUUUCAAGGUCUGAAUUAAAAAAAAUAGUCAAGGGCAUCCAGUUUAGCAAGGUUGUAGAUGCUGAGGAGGCAGUUACAAAACUUGCUCAAGAUCUUGAUAUCAAUCAAGACGAUGAAAUUAGUGAGACCGAGUUUACAGAAGGUUUUACAAAAUGGAUAACCUCAAAUUCCAGCCAAGCUGCUAACUCAAAACCUUCAUCUCAGGCAAUUCAUCAAACCUGGGAAGAUGUUGAAAAGGUAAUGGAAGAGAAUCAGACCAAAGGGGCUUCUGCAUGGUUGACCGCUAUAGGAUAUGUGGUCUUGGGAGUUACUAUCCUGUCUCUUCUUGCAGAGCCCUUAAUAGCAAGUGUUCAAAAAUUCUCUGAAAAAGCACGAAUUUCAUCAUUUUUUAUCUCAUUCAUUUUAGUCCCCCUGGCAACAAAUUUUAGAGAAGCAACAUCAGCAAUCAAAGAAGCUAGCCAUAAGAAGAGCAGUAACACUUCUCAGACAAUGUAUGAGAUUUAUGGAGCAGUGUUCAUGAACAACAUUCUUGGCUUUGUGGUGAUCUCUAUUCUCAUAUACAUGCGUGAGAUCACUUGGCAAUUCUCAGCUGAUGUACUGGUUGUGGCAAUAGUUUGUGCAGUAAUGGGCCUCACUGCUAGAUUUCGUCCCAUUUUUCCUCUUUGGACAUCCUUCCCUGCAUACCUCAUGUACCUAAUAGCAUUGCUUAUGGUCUUUGUCCUCAAAGAUGUUCUCAAUUAUGUUUAG